This is a messenger RNA of Monosiga brevicollis MX1, 2025 nucleotides long. RefSeq lists its product as uncharacterized. NCBI's taxonomy places the organism in Eukaryota, Choanoflagellata, Craspedida, Salpingoecidae. The record is from RefSeq and is a predicted model, not a curated record. The coding region runs from base 1 to 2025 and encodes 674 amino acids. The transcript is spliced from 6 exons. Gene Ontology annotation, biological process: protein autoprocessing.
AUGAGGACCUCCUUUUGCCGCUUGUAUGUCACUGUGGGGUUGACCAUCGCCCUGGCCAGCGCCAUUGGCACGACCCCACGGCCCAUCACGACGCGCGCUCAGACACCUACGCCUUUUGUACCCUCGCUGGUCCCAGCCAGUCUGCUGCUAGCCCUUGAACUCCAAUCCAAUGCCUCUGGCUAUUCGCUCGAGGGUGGACACGCCCAUGGCUUGACUUUUGCCAAAACCGUUGGACGCUGCAAUUGCAAAACCAUGACCAAGUGCUCGGAUCCAGUCGGCCUUGGCUGUCUUCAGCCUUUCACUUGCUGGGAUCCCACCGGAGAAUCUUGCAUCACCUUUAGCAGCUGUGAUCAGAAUGAUUCGGAUCAAAUGAAGAAGAAGUUCAAGUUUGCGGCAGCAUGUGACGGCCAGGGUGGCCCCGAUCUCUCCAACAAGAAUCGCCGCCGAAUUUACAAAAUUUUGCGAGACGCGAUUCAAAGCUGUCCGCAAGUCAAGCCUUGCCGCAUCCUGCUCCGCAAUGAAGACGAUCUUCAGCUGGCCGAUGACAACGACCGUGGGUUGAAUCGCUAUCGCGUGAAGGUGCAAGUUCGCUCGAAGAAGGAUAAGAAGCGUCUUGCUCAAUGCAUAAGAGAAGCCGAUGUCCAAGACCUAAUUCGAGGGCCAUGCAUGGUGGCCACCAAACCAGACCUUCUUCCUCUAACCACCUCGACCACCACGACCACCACGACCACCUCGACCACCUCGACCACCUCGACCACCUCGACAACCUCGAGCACCUCGACAACCUCGAGCACCUCGACCACCUCGACAACCUUGAUCACCUCGACCACCUCGACCACCCUGCCUUCAACAACAUUGGCAUCAACGACAUUGGCAUCCACCACUCAAACGCAGACGACGGAUUCGACAUCGACCUCGACAACAUCAGUUUCCACCACCACAACCACCUCGACCACUGCCCCCAUCGAAUAUUGCAUUUUUCUCGAUGGGUUUUAUUUCUUCUCCAUUUCCACUGUCGAGGAAUUGGACACACCAGGAGACGUACAAUCUAUUGAACUCUCAGGAGAGACUAAUGUAACUUAUGUUGGUUCUCUAAAUGGUGACUAUCUGCUUGCCAUCACAAGCAACACAACCGAUGUCAUCAACCUUGGUCCCUACAAUGUCUCGCUGACACCUGGCAACACAACCUUCAUCAACGUGGGCAACUGGUCUGGUACAGCCACCUUCUUCAGCACUGGCCAGACCAUUGAAGUCGCCGUGGAAUCACCAAGCGAAAUCACGCCUGUGCCAUGCGAAGGAGUGUGCUUUGCAAGCACGACCCGUAUGAUGUUGGCCAACGGCAGCUGGGCGGUGCUGACGGACCUGACGACGGGCGACAUGCUCAAGUGCAUCAGUGAUGUGGACUCGAGUGUGGUGGACUGCCCGCUGACGACGGUAACGCAUGUGGGGCACUCGACGGCGUUCUCGGUUGUGGCGCUGCAGUAUGAGGACGCCCACGGAGUGGAGCAGGAGCUGCAGUUGUCGAAAACGCACUAUGUGUUUGUGGCCAGCGAGUCGUUGGGGGCGGGGUGCAACACGCAACUACCGGCGGGCUCGUAUGUGGAGGCGGAGGCGGUGGCUGUGGGGGAUCUGGUGGUGGUGUUUGAUGAGAGUGGAUGUUUGUUGGUGACGAGUGUGACGGGGAAGCGGUGGGAUACGGCGGUAGGAUUCUAUUCACCGCUGACGUCGAUGAGCACUGUCGUGGCGGAGGGGCUGGUGGCCUCGAGCUAUACGGGCGACUUUGGGUUUGCGCAUUGGUUGCAGCACAUCUUUCUGACGCCACUGCGAGAGACGGUUGAGAGCGACCGCGCGGUGGUUGAUUAUGCGGAUGGGCAUCAUGCGUAUACUGAGGCAGCGAUGGGCCUGAUGAGUGUUGAUGGGGCGGUGUUGGCGGGGCAGGUCGAGGCGAUGGUAGCGCAGUAUGAGGCCAAUGGGGGAACGUUGAGCCGAGCUGAGCUGGAGGCGAUCUUUGGGCUUGAGCUGUGA